AUGGAGUCAGGAUCAGGGACAUCAAAUGCGCUGGUGCGCAAGCGGUCCGACACCGCUUUGAUGCCCCCUCCUCCUCCUGCUAAAAAGAUGAAAAGGCCAAAGAAAGUCCUCGACGAGGAUACCUACACAGAAACCUUGUCUCAGAUCAUAGCUCGAGACUUCUUCCCUGGGUUGCUACAGACAGAGACACAGCAGGAAUACCUCGAUGCAUUAGAGUCAAAGGAUUCCGCCUGGAUCUCGAGUGCAGGACGAAGACUUCAACAUGUUAUGACUCCAGGACGCCAAAGCACACCUCUUCCUCCAAAGGCAACAAACUCUUUCGCUCCUGGAGACCAGACACCCUCAGCAUAUGGAGGUGAUACGCCGGCUUCUGUUUCUUCACAUAUACCCGAAUCUCGACCACGCCUAAAGUCCAACAUGAGUUUGUCCAAAUUUCAGGAGACGUAUACAAGCGAGGACAACGAGAGCUUUUACAAGCUUAUUGACAAGCAGAACCAGAAAAAGGCCGAAAAGUAUGCUUGGCUUUGGCGCGGUAACAAACUACCCUCAAAACAAAUGAUCAAACAGAAGGAGGUUGAAGAUCGAAUCGGGCAAACGCGGAGCCUCAUAGAUGACGGUUCUAAACGCGAUCGUCUUGCUAUCAAAGACAAAGACGACCGUCCGGCACGCCCAGAUACCUGGAAUGCCGAUCCUAAGAACAACUUGAUGUUCAGACCCGAUGGAGUUGAAGAUGGAGUUGUUACUGUUUCUCAGAAAGCCGAGGAAUCUUCAAAGAUGGCGCCCAAAUCGAUUGUAUACGCAAACACUAGAAUGCCUGAGCCACGCGUCAUACAACGACCACCAUCGCCCACCAUGUCUGCAGUGCGAGACGCCAUCGCAGGCAGGCCCCGGAAGAGUGAUCAAGAUUCAAGUGUUACCGGAGAGGAGACGCCAAGAGUGAAUGGUUACGCCUUUGUCGACGACGAGGAUGAUGAAGAUGAGCCGAUACUUCCUGCACCCAUCAUCAACUUGGGUCCAGGAGAUGCAACGCCAAACCCUUUCCGCCUACAGGAGCAACGCGACAGAGAGAGUCUACAUGAGCGUAUGGUGGACCGGAUAUCGCAAUCAAAGAAGGAAUCCACAAGGAAUGGACUCACAGGGAGGGUCGAUAAAACACCAGUCCCCAAAUUCCCAAGUAGCCCUCGAGUAUCUGCUGGAGGCCUGACACCAGCAGCACAGAGGCUGUGGAGCAAAAUUGGCACACCUGGACGCGGAUCAAGCGGGAGUUCAUUUGGGCAGUCUAAUAAGCCCAUGACUCCACGAGGGUCUCUUUUGAGAUCAGUUAAGAAACCUGGCUCAACAUCGGGAUCAAAGUGA
Fusarium coffeatum is the source of this 1356-nucleotide messenger RNA. RefSeq lists its product as uncharacterized. The transcript has a single exon. NCBI's taxonomy places the organism in Eukaryota, Fungi, Ascomycota, Sordariomycetes, Hypocreales, Nectriaceae. Gene Ontology annotation, cellular component: catalytic step 2 spliceosome. The coding region runs from base 1 to 1356 and encodes 451 amino acids. The record is from RefSeq and is a predicted model, not a curated record.